AUCUUGUUCAUGAAUGAAGUUGGCAUAUAAUUUUGCUUUUUUGGACUAUUCUCUGGUAUAGGUAUGGAGGUUAUAUGAGAGCCAUAAAUUAAGUAAGAAGUCUCCACUUUAUCCUUUUUCUGAAGGAGUGUUUAUAAGAUUGCAAGACUUGGAGCACUUCAAUAAAACCAUCUGGUUUCCUUAUGGGAAGAUUUUUAGUUACUGAUUCAGUUUCCUCAGUGGUUAUAGAACCACUCAAGUUUUCUCUGUUUCUUAAGAAGCUGAUUUUUCUAGUAAUUUGUCAAUUUUGCCUAAGUUUUCAAAUUUAUUUGGGAUAACUUUAUGAUAGCCUCUUAUUAUCUAUAUAUCUACAGCAUUAUUUUCUCUGUGGUCCUUCCUCCUAUGUCUAAUAUUGUUUGAUCAAGUAGACAGUAAAUCAGUAAGCAUUAUGGAAGAUUUAACCAAUAAAAUUCACAAACUAGAUGUAGACAAUUUUUUUGAAAAUUACCAUGGGGUAGGCCAUAAGGCAAGACUCAACAAAUUUCAAAGAAUUAAUGUAAUAUGGAGAACAGUCUCUGAUUAAUGAAAGAAAUCAACAACAACGAAAACGUAGGAAAAUCUUAGUUUUGAGAUGUGAGAAAACACACCUCUAAAAAACCAAUGUUUAAUAUUAUUUAAUUGUGCCUUCUAUCUUCUGUUCUUGAUCAAUCUUGACAGAGUUUUCUAUUUGUAAAUCUCUUCAAAAUACCACUAUUUAGCUUUGUUGCCCUUCUUUAUAUAAUGUUUUUCUAUUUUAUUAAUUUUAAAAUCUAUUUUUCUUUUUCUAACUUCUUAAAUUGUGAGCUUAUAUAUUUUGAUAUAUAUUAUGUUUUUUAUUUUUCAGUUCUACGUAUUUUCUCAUUUCCAUUAGGAUUUCUAAUUAGAGCCAUUAGUAGGCCCUACACACAUACCCAUUGACUAAUUUAUAUGUGUAUACACAUAUAACAUAUUUAGUUUGAUUUUUUAAAGCAUUUGCUAUUGGGUUUUUGUUUGGCUGGUUGUGUGUACACUUUGAUCUUUAAUAGAAUACACACAUCAAAACAUACAUGUGAAUAUAUAUGUGUAUGUAUUUUUUCCUUAAUUUAGUCUUUCAAAGAUACUUUAUUUUAGCUGUCUUAUAUAGCAUAUAGCUGGCUUUUGCUUUCUGUCUCAAACUAUGAACCUAUUAUUGUUUUAAUAGAUCAGUUUAACUUAUUUGCCAUUAUUGGCAAAAUCCAUCUCUUAGUGGCAUGGAACGGCUUCUGGGCUAAGUAAAUUCACAGAAUAUUCUAGUUCUCCCUAACCUGCCUGCCCAUUCCUCCUAAAUUAGGCACUUUAACAAUCUUACUCUUCUUACUGUAGUAUUUUGUAUUAUGACUUCUCAAGAGAAGACAGAAGAGCAUCCUUUUGUGGAUAUAUUUAAUGAAGAUGAAGCUGACAAAAACUUUAUGUUGUCUAAACCUGUUUGCUUUGUUGUAUUUGGGAAACCAGGGGUUGGUAAGACAACAUUAGCCCAACAGAUAACACAGGCAUGGAAGUGUAUUCGUGUAGAAGCUUUACCAAUUUUGGAAGAACAGAUUGCCAGUGACACUGAAUCAGGAGCUAUGUUGCAGUCGAUGCUGAUCAGUGGCCAAAGCAUUCCAGAUGAACUUGUCACAAAGCUAAUGUUGGAGAAGCUCAACUCCCCAGAAGUCUCUCACUUUGGCUAUAUUAUCACUGAAAUACCAUCACUUUCACAGGAUGCCAUGACUAUUUUCCAGCAAAUAGAAUUAAUUAGAAAUUUAAAUUUGAAACCUGAUAUUAUAAUCAAUAUUAAGUGUCCUGACUAUGAUUUAUGCCAAAGAAUUUCGGGGCAAAGGCAGCACAGUAGUACAGGAUACAUAUUCACAAGAGAUCAGUGGGAUCCUGAAGUCAUUGAGAGUCUCAGGAAAAAGAAGAGAGAAGCCCAAAAGGAAGGAAAAGGAGAAGACGAAAGGGAAGAGGAAGAAGAGCAAGAAGAAGAAGAGGCAUUUAUUGCUGAAAUGCAGGUGGUGGCUGAAAUUCUUCAACAUCUAGUUCAGAGGCCUGAGGAUUAUUUGGAAAAUAUCGAACACAUUGUUAAAUUUUAUAAGGAAAUAAUUCUUCACCCUUUAGAAGAAGUAAUGGCUGAACACGAUUCCCAGUAUCUCAUUGAGCUAGACGGAAAUAAGCCCCCAGAGGAGCUCUUCACGACAGUUAUGGAUCGACUUAAAUAUCUGAACCUAAAAAGAGCAGCUGUUUUAGCCAAACUUCAGAGUGCAGAGGAAGAAAUUAAUGACACGAUGGAAAAUGAUGAGCUGUUCCGUACUCUUGCAGCUUGUAAACUUAUUGCACCAAGAUACAGAUGGCAGAGAAGCAGAUGGGGACAUACAUGUCCGGUGACUUUAAAAGAAGGUAACAUUUUUCAAGGAUUGCCAGAUUUUUCUGUGAGUUUUCUAGGUAAAAUAUACUGUCUUUCAUCAGAAGAAGCAUUAAAAACAUUUUUAUUGAACCCACGUCCCUAUCUUCUUCCACCUAUGCCAGCACCACCAUUUAAAGUGUUCAUAUUUGGACCUCAGUCUUCAGGGAAAACGACACUUAGCAAUUUGCUUGCAAAACAUUACAAAGGAAAGGUAGUUGACUACGAUAAACUUGUCCAACCACGUUUUGAUAAAGCCCUUGAAACGCUAACCAGAAAUACUAUAGCUGAGGUCACUGAAGCAGCCAUUGAAGCUGUGAAAGAGCGGCUUCUCUCAGAACUACAAGCUAAAAAACAAGCCCAGUCAACUUCAAAAGACCCUCAAAGAGAAUUUGAAAGGAAGGAAAAUGAGUUCCCAACUGAUGCAUAUAAAAGCUCAGAAGAGUUGCAUCUGUCAUUUGAUGAAGAUGAUAGAGAAAGCUCUUUAGAGGACAGUGAAGAAGCCAAAAUGAAGUCAGAUGAUAAAGACGAUGAAAAAGAAACAAGUGAAAUGUCUACACUUCAAAGAAGUCAACAAGACUCUAGUCAAGAUCUAAUGUUGGAUUCAAAAAAAGAUGUAAUAGAAUAUGUGAUAGAGGAGGUAACUGCAGAUCAUCCAGAAGUUCUUUCCAUAAUAAAGGAGACGGUAAAAAUGGCAAAGGACAUGAACUUUGAACAGCCACAUGAAAAAAUUGCUGAAAUCUUAGACGAAGUUCUCCAAGAGGUAGUUGAAGAAAACAAGAAUAGGUUUUAUGGUGCCCCAAAGUAUGGAGGAUGGAUACUGGACAACUACCCUAUUAUGAAAGAACUGUGGAUGGUCUUAGUCAACAAAGGAAUUCUACCCGAUUUAGUCAUCUGUUUAUCAGACACAGAAAACAAUGGAAAAUAUUUAUUUAAUAGACUGUAUUUAGAGAAUAAACAAGAAAUUGACUCUAAGAUUUUAGAAAGGUUAUUGGGUGAACUACUAAAGAAAAGAAAAGAGGAAGAAGCAGCAAGAAAAGCCAAAGAAGAGACAUUGAGAAUAGAAGAAGAAAAUCAAAAGCUAUUGGAAGCUAUGAAUGCGAAAGCAAAAGAAGCAGAAGAAACUGAAGCUGAGGCUGACGAGGAGAUUGAAGGUGAGGAGUCUGAACUUCACGAAGGGUCUGAGGCCCCUGAGGUAGCCAAGGAGACCAGGGCAUCCUUACCUGAGGAGGCUGAAGCUUUCGAGGUCCCUGAAACAGAACAUGAAUCAGUGUCUGAGCCUACCGAGGAUACUACAGUUGGAACAGAAAUUCCAAAAGGAUCCAAAGAGGGACUAGAAACUAAAGAAUUAUCUGAAACAGUUGUACUACCUGAGUUUCCAGAAGACGCUUAUCCUGAUGUUCCUGAAAUGGAGCCAAUUAAAGAGAGUGUCAGAUCUUUCUACUCCGCCUGGAGGCAGAUGGAAACAGCAAUCAGUGACUCUUUUACUCAAGUUUUAAACUUGGAGAUUGCUGACAAAACUCCAGAGGAACUACUUCAAAAAGUCAUUGAGACCAUGGAAAAACCUUUCCACUAUGCUGGCUGGGAGUUAACUAUGGACGAUUAUGAUGAAGAAACAGAAGACUAUCAGGCUGAGGCCGAAGGCGAUGAGGAGCUAGAAGAGGAGGAGGAAGAGAAUGAAGAUAGAAUUAAAGAGAAGAGAAGGCAUUUGGGAGAUACAAAGCACUUUUGUCCAGUGGCUCUCAAAGAAAACUUCAUCCUACAACCAGGCAGCACAGAAGAAGCAGCUAAAUAUCGAGAAAAGAUCUAUUACUUUUCAAGUCCUGAGGCUAAAGAAAAGUUUUUGGAGCAACCUGAAGAGUAUGUGGCUCAUGAUGAACCAUUAAAGGCUCCUCCAUUAAGAAUAUGCCUUUUGGGCCCCCAUGGCUCUGGCAAAACUGUAUGUGGAAGACAGUUGGCAGAAGAAUUGGGCAUUUUUCAUAUCCAGUUUGAAGAAUUUCUUCAAGAAAAAUUAAUGCUUAAAACUGAGAAGAAAGUUGGACCUAAGUUUGAGGACAAUUCUGAGGAUGAACAAUUUGCAAAACAAGAACUUGAAGAGCUUGCAAUUCAGGCCAAUGUUACAAUUGAGGAAGAAAAUACAAAGAAGCUGCCUCAGGAAGUACAGCUUACAGAAGAAGAAGAAGCAAUCAGAUUAAAUCUAACAGAAAAUGAGCCAUUGCCUCCCGAAAUCCUUGAAGCAAUUCUCUCUGAGUGGUGGUUUAAGGAACCGAUACGUUCCACAGGUUUUGUAUUAGAUGGUUUCCCACAAUAUCCUGACGAGGUCCAGUUUCUGGGGGAAUAUGGGUUUUUCCCAGAUGCUGCUGUUUUUAUACAAGUUGAUUAUCAAGAUGUUUCUGAUCGCCUCCUUCCUACCCAAAUUGGAAAGUGGAAAGUGAAACAAAAGAAGAAAUUAGAAAGGAAAAAACUCAUCAAAGAAAUGAAAGCAAAAAUCAAGGAUGACAUGAUUUCUAAAAGAAGGGCUGAACUUAUAAUAGAGAGAGAGAAAAAAAGGAAAGGAGAGGAGACUGUUAGACAAGAUGAAGACACGAGCGAGGAAGAACCUGAAGAUGAGGAAGAUGAUAUUGACAACAUCCUUGAUGAAUUUCCAAAAGAUGAGGAAGUGAUGAGUGAGGAAGAUGAAGAGCAGGAAAUUGAUGCGCUCGAACGCCUGAGAGGUGAACUGGGAGAAAAAUUUGAAGCAGAUACGAAUAAUUUACAAAUAAUACAGGAAGAAUUUGAGAAGUUUUUGAUACCAGUAAUUCUCAUUAAUGGAGCUCGGAAAACCCACAUUGUACAAUACAUAUUGAAUAUGAAACUGAAACCACUGGUGGAGAAUCGUGCAAGCAUUUUCGAGAAAUGUUAUCCAAUAUCGUCCCGCCUUGCCCAGAAAAUGCUCAGCUUUACCUACAAGUAUAUAAGCUCAUUUGGCUACUGGGACCCUGUAAAGCUAAGUGAAGGAGAGACAAUCAAGCCAGUUGAAAAUUCAGAGAAUCUACUUCAUCCUGUAAUCCAUCGUCAGUAUAUUUAUUUUUUAUCUAGUAAGGAAACUAAAGAAAAAUUUAUGAAGAACCCAAUCAAAUAUAUCCGCCAACCCAAACCUAAGCCUACUAUGCCCAUUAGGAUUGCACUUCUGGGGCCUCCAAAAUCUGGGAAAACUACAGUUGCCAAACAAAUUUCAAGUGACUAUGGCUUAAAGCGUUUGUCAAUAGGAGAUGCUCUGCGUUAUGUAUUAAACCACCAACCAGACACAGAGCUGGCACUUAUGCUAAAUUGGCAUCUUCAUAAAGGAAUGACAGUGCCUGAUGAACUGGCUGUCCAGGCCUUAGAAUUAUCUCUGAUGGAAAGUAUAAGUAACACUGCAGGUGUUGUCAUUGAUGGAUACCCUGUAUCUAAAUAUCAAGUGAGUCUCUUGGAAGCCAGGUCAGUCAUCCCCAUGGUCAUCUUUGAGUUGGAUGUGCCUUCCAAAGAGAUUUUCAAAAGAUUGCUCCUGGAAAAAAAAAAGGAACCAAGUUUGCCUUAUCCAUUGCAUAACAGCUCACAGAUUAUAGCUGUCAAGAACUCAAAGUACCGCAGAAGUAUUGAUGAGAUUAGGCAAUAUUAUCAAGAGCAACAUCAGAACUGGUAUGUGAUUGAUGGCUUUCACAGCAAAUGGUGGGUAUGGAAUGAAGUCAUUAAGAAGGUUAAAAUAGUGAAUAAACACAUACAGAUAUACCUGGGAAGAAUAAAAGCAGGAAAAGCCGCCUGCAUUGACAAGUUAUGUAUCUCACCUGAAGAACUGAUUUCUCGCCUGGGCGAAUUUGGACAGUUCUGCCCUGUCAGCCUGGCAGAAUCACAUGAAUUAGUUGAUUGCUCUUUAACUGAUUCCUUGGAAUUUGCAGCAGAGUUCAGAGGGCACUAUUAUAAAAUGAGUUCUCAGGAGAAAUUGAAUAGAUUUUUGGAGAACCCCGAAUUAUACGUGCCUCCAUUAGCACCUCAUCCUCUCCCGUCUGCCGACAUGAUGCCCAAAAAGCUGACACUGUCGGAGCUGAAGAGCCGGUUCCCUAAGUGUGCCGAGCUCCAGGGCUACUGUCCAGUGACCUAUCAGGAUGGCAAACAAAGAUACGAAGCCCUAGUACCUGGUAGCAUUCACUAUGCUUUAGAAUAUCGUGAUCGUAUAUAUAUCUGUGAGAGUAGAGAAAAACUUGAGAAAUUUCUGAGGUCGCCACUGAAAUACUGGGAUCAGAAGCUUCCUUACAAACUUCCCCCAUUAAAGGAACCGAUGUAUCUCACUAGUCUGCCUUUGCCUGGAUAUCUCGAACAGGGUAUCGCAACGGCUCUAAUUAAAGCCAUGAAUGCAGCAGGAUGCUUAAAGCCCAAAUUCCCCUUCUUAAGUGUACAGAGAUCUGCGCUACUCUAUAUAGCAUUUCAUCUAAAAGCCUUUAAUCCCAAAGGUUCUGAGUACACAAGAAAAAAAUAUAAGAAGAAGAUGGAGCAGUUUAUGGAGAGAUGUGAACUCAUUACAUACCUGGGUGCCAAGAUGACCAGAAAAUACAAGGAACCUCAGUUUAGAGCCAUUGACUUCGAUCAUAAAUUACAGACCUUUCUCUCUCUUAGAAAUAUAGACCCAGUCAAUGGAUAGAAUGCUUGGGUAACUGCACCCAGAAUCUUAAGAGUUAACCUGAAACGGAUAAAAAGCAAAUAGAUUGAAAAUCUGGCCCUCCCUGACGUACUUUUCCCUCCUGAGUGAUACAACACGGCUGCCAGACUUCAAAUGAAUUCAGAGCUCUGCCAGCCAGGAAGGAGUGCUCUUCUGUAAGCCUAAGUUUUCAUAUAAUUGUAAAGUUUAUUGCUCUUUGCCUGAACUUUGAGGUUUUAACAAAAGUUAUUCCAUUUAGAAUUCCAUUUAGAAUAUUUAGGUAACUUAUUUUACUUAAUGAAUCUACUGUUCAUUUUCCUUUUUAAUAUUUUCAGCAGAAAAGUCAGUCUCUGUUAAAUGUAAAGUCAUUUAUGCAGUAAAUGUUAGAAAGCUUCAAGAAACAAAAUUAACAUGGAUAUAAAUAAAAUAGAAAUAUUGGUUACACUUUUAACAUAGGGAGUUGUUGGUAAACUUCAUGAACCUAAAGACGCUUUAUCAUUUUCCCAACAGAAUAAAUGGAUUUUGAG
Delphinapterus leucas (beluga whale) is the source of this 7594-nucleotide messenger RNA. The record is from RefSeq and is a predicted model, not a curated record. NCBI's taxonomy places the organism in Eukaryota, Metazoa, Chordata, Mammalia, Artiodactyla, Monodontidae.